CACGUCGCCAUGUCAUGGGUUUCCGAAGGAGACCAGUUGCUCUAUUACUGUUGGGUAUCACAAUAUUUCUCUUGAUCCGGAGGUUUUUGUCUGUCUUCAGGACUGAAAGACUGGGAUCAGUUCCAGCCUCCUUUGACAUUCCAGAUGAACAGCCACGACCCAAGGAUGGGUAUGCAAGCCAUGCGAACGAGAUCGUGAUAAUGCUGCCAGAUACGGGGACAUUACAGAAUCCCCGUAUCCAGCAUAAAUUCCCGGCCGAGACAGCCAGGGAGAAACAGACUCGCCUUACACGUCUUGACCACAUCAAGGAGGCGACGUUACAUGCCUGGACUGGGUAUCGCAAGCAUGCUUGGAUGAAGGAUGAGUUGAUGCCGGUGACCGGGGGUCAUCGCACCACGCUAGGCGGCUGGGCUGCAACUUUGAUCGACUCUCUUGAUACGCUCUGGUUGAUGGGACUGAAAGAUGAAUUCGAGGAAGCCGUGCAGGCCGCGGCGACGAUCGACUUUGACGAAUCGGCAACCAUACCCGUCAACGUCUUCGAAACAACUAUCAGAUACCUGGGAGGGCUGUUGGGUGCAUACGACGUCAGCGGUGGCAAGUAUCCCAUCCUGCUUCGGAAGGCUCUCGAAGUCGGCGAUAUGCUGUACCUCGCUUUCGAUACACCUAGCCGAAUGCCCAUCACACGAUGGUCUAAGAUUGGAGUCGAAGUCGCGGGUGGUGACACAGUCGUUGCUGAGCUGGGAACCUUGACCCUCGAGUUCACUCGACUCACCCAGCUGACCGGCGACAACAAAUUCUACGACGCCGUGCAGCGAAUUGCAGACUGCUUCGAGCAGCAACAAGGCAACACCAGAGUUCCUGGCUUGUUUCCACACACUGUCAAUGCACGGGACUGUUGGUUUGCUGAUGGAGUGACGUUCUCGAUUGGUGGCUCGGCUGAUUCUGUCUAUGAAUACUUUCCUAAACAGCAUCAAUUACUCCGUGGUGCCAUAGGACAGUAUAAGAGGAUGUAUGAAACGGCACGAGAUCCUCUGCACAAGUACUUGCUAUCAAGACCCUCCACGCCAUCUGGUCAAGACAUGCUCCUGGCGGGCAUCUACAAAAGUUAUGUCAAUGGCCGGAAGGAAUUCAUUCCAGAAGUCCAUCAUCUUUCAUGUUUUGCCGGCGGCAUGUUCGCCCUGGCUUCCCGGCUGUUUGAACAGCCCCAAGACUUGGACACGGCGAAACAAUUGGUUCAGGGCUGCAUAUGGGGAUACAAUCAAACGGUAACGGGGAUCAUGCCAGAGAGAUUCCGAUUCCUGCCUUGUGCCACCACCAACGAUGACUCUGCAUGUGCUUGGGACGAGCAGGCCUGGACCAAGUUGAUUCUCAAGCACUCAAGUGAAUUGUCCAUCACCGAGCGAACUCUAUCUGCAGAGGAUCGUGUGGCAAUUCUGAGUCAGAGACUUGGUCUUCCCAAAGGCAUGCCAGACCUGGUCAGCCCGGAAUACUACUUGCGGCCAGAGGCCAUUGAGGCUAUUUUUGUCCUCUAUCGUGUCACGGGCGACGAGACGCUGCGUGAGACGGCCUGGGUCAUGUUUGAAAACCUUGUUCGGCAUACCCGGACUGAGUUUGGGUUCUCAUCUAUCCGCGACGUGACGAAGCCUGAUUCAGCUAAGCUGGAUAGGAUGGAAAGCUUCUGGAUCGCAGAGACAUUGAAGUAUUUCUAUCUUUUGUUCUCAGACCCCAGUGUCAUCAGCCUGGAUGACUUUGUUCUGAAUACUGAGGGACACCCUUUUCGGCUGUAAACUACAUGACUGGCUGCGUUUAUGAUGGAUAGCAUAGGAUAGGAAUGGAAUGCACAAAAUUAGAUAUAGA
Messenger RNA from Exophiala mesophila, 1857 nucleotides. RefSeq lists its product as uncharacterized. Lineage: Eukaryota; Fungi; Ascomycota; Eurotiomycetes; Chaetothyriales; Herpotrichiellaceae. Bases 15 to 1787 code for a protein of 590 amino acids. The record is from RefSeq and is a predicted model, not a curated record. Gene Ontology annotation, biological process: carbohydrate metabolic process; N-glycan processing. Gene Ontology annotation, cellular component: Golgi membrane; endoplasmic reticulum. The transcript has a single exon. Gene Ontology annotation, molecular function: calcium ion binding; mannosyl-oligosaccharide 1,2-alpha-mannosidase activity.